AUGACGGUCUUGUCCCAAAGUAGGAAAGCGAGACAUCCUAUGCUAUAUAGAGAUUACCGCAUUGAUCCAGAGUGCAGUCCACUAUAUAUUCUCAUGGUUUUGAAUCUCAUCACCUCAGAGAUGUCCGAAGUUGACGAGACGAAGGGCCUCCAGCCAAGCAAGAGAACACAGGAACGUCAGCCUCCACAACAUGCUCGCAUAGACCCUCAUGACAAACAUGAACGCAGUGAGAGGGAACAAGCGUUGGAAGUCCCGGAAACGCAGGACUGUGAUUAUGAUAAGAUCCAAGAUUGGCUAAAUCAGAGCUUUUACGAUCAUGGAGACCCUGAACCCGCAGGCGUGAAUAGUGAUUUUGCCCAGUUCAAAGUAACUGGCCGGUGCAAAUUUACCGCUGAUGUGAUACUACCUUACCAGAUUGGCCGCAAGAGGAAGCUUUCUUUGACUUCUAACGCACCUUCUGAGGCAACCUCCGAGGCAACGACUGUACAGUGCCCCGACCUUGCCGAUGAUGUUCAGCCCAUGCCAAGUCAGGUCCAGGAGGAUCAGAAGGAGGCCGGCGCAAUCACGUCGGGGUUCAACCUGGUAAUUCAGCGAGCAGGUUGUACUGCUCUCACUACCAUAUCGGACCCGCCUGUUUCAGAAGUGAGGCCACCGAAGCAGCUGAAGCCGGACCAUGAUCAAGUCCAAAGCCGCGAUUGA
Molecule: messenger RNA, 699 nt
Organism: Aspergillus welwitschiae
Lineage: Eukaryota; Fungi; Ascomycota; Eurotiomycetes; Eurotiales; Aspergillaceae
Exons: 3
Coding region: 1-699 (232 amino acids)
Source: RefSeq, a predicted model, not a curated record